AUGCGCCGAUUCUCCGGCCUGUCAAUGAAGUCCACCGUGUCAGCCGUGGUCGAAGCGGUUCUCGUUGACCCGCAGGUUCCUCAGCGGAGGCGGACGCUUCGGCAUGUGAAGAAGCACAAGACCUUGCGAGAUUCUAACCCCAGGGAAGAGUACCGCAACCAUCAGGCUGGCUCCCUCACAGCGGAGAGCUUAAAGGCUCACAAUGCCUUGAUGGAAUCGCAAACACUCAAACUUGCACUGAAGAAGGCCGAGAGCAACCAAGACGUCAAGAUCCACCAAACAGGACCUGGGUCAGAGGUCGCCGUGAUGGAGGAGAAGCCACAAGCCGUUGAUCCCCGGAAAUGGACCCCCAGCAAUCGCCUUCAUUCCCGCAACCCCAUCUGGCAUGACCCCGCAGCCGAACGACAGGUGCUUUUAGGUAACUACUUCGAGGAAAUGGAGAAGAAGCCGAAGCGUAGCAUCUCUCUAGUCCGACGUGCCCUAUCCCGCCGCCGUUAUUCGGAAUCCGCGGCUAGUUCGCCUCUCCGCCCCGGUUUCCUAGUUCGCAGUCUUUCCCUAUCCAAGGCUGUACGCAAGGUGACGGAGCCCAACUCCUCUGUUGCUGGGAAGAACCAAAAUGAGGCGGAGCCAAUGUAUCCUACCGAGGAAUGUCCACCGGCGAACGAGCAUAUGCUCCACCCAUUCUGGAGACCUUAUUCGGACGACGGUUCAGAUGAUGAGGAGGACCGUUCUUACGAUGGACAUCCUGAUGAUGAGGAGCCCUACGAACGCAUCUUCCGAUACCCACCCAUUGACAACCGGCCAAGGCGUAGCUUCAGCCAACGCCUUAAGAAGACGUUCGCUGUACUUCCCGUACAAGAACCACAGUCGCGCAUUUCACACGCGGCGAGAAAUUUUGAUACGGACCGUCGCACCAUUGGCCGAACAGCGAGCGGAAAUCUGCGAGUUAUCCGACGGCGCGGGAGUUUGGAUUCAACCAUCGCCCCCUUCCUUUUGGCGCGGACACUCUCGGACUAG
This is a messenger RNA of Parascedosporium putredinis, 1017 nucleotides long. The record is from the annotation of a GenBank genome assembly. Lineage: Eukaryota; Fungi; Ascomycota; Sordariomycetes; Microascales; Microascaceae.